AUGCACUCCACCUCACCGAGCAGCACGGCCUCCCCCGCCGAGGAGACGCCGAUGCUGUCCAAUGGCGAGCGGAAGGCGUUUCGUGGCGUCACCGAUUACAAAAAGGCGCUUAACAACGAGGAGGGCAUCUCUACAAAAAUGACGUACAUCAACUUUAUUCGCGGCAUGGUGGGCCCUGGGUGCUUCUCAAUACCGCUAUCCCUAAAAUUUGCCGGGCUAGGGACAGGACUUACCCUCCUCUUCGCGAUCGGCUUCAUCGCGACGCUGAACAUGAGCAAGCUCGUCAAGUCGUCCCAAUAUUUGACCGUACUCUCGGGUGGGAAAGCGUUGAACUACGGGAAUAUGGUGGAAAAGGCGUUCGAGCAGGGCCCGAGGAGUGUUAGACGAUGGGCUCCAAAAGCCAAGUUUUUCGUGAAUAGCUGUCUGUGCCUCCUCCAGCUGGGUGUAUGUGGCGUCUGCUAUAUUUUUAUGACAUCCCACCUAAAGGAGGUGUGCGACGGGCUGUUUGACAACGCCCCAUCACAGACUUAUCUGCUAAUCUUCAUGUGCCUUCCAUUCUGCUUGCUCGUCACGAUCCGCUCCUUCAAAUACCUCUCCUACGUGUCGCUGGCCGGCAACGUGUUGAUGAUCACCGCACUGGUGAUCAUAUUCCAGGUACGGCGGGACGGAUGGGACAUGCUAAACUGUGCCCUUUUCGGGGUCUCCUCCAAGCGCCAGCCACGACGGACCCGCUGCCGCACUUCACCAGCUGGUCCGGCUUCAUACUGGCGACCGGCUCGAUUUUGUAUGCGUAUGAGGGGCAUGCUGUGGUGUUACCUC
Mesorhabditis spiculigera is the source of this 819-nucleotide messenger RNA. Lineage: Eukaryota; Metazoa; Nematoda; Chromadorea; Rhabditida; Rhabditidae. The record is from the annotation of a GenBank genome assembly.